GGCUCAUAGCCCCUUCCCAUCGUGGGGUUGAAGCGUGGAGCAGGCUGCGCAGCUUUGACGCGGGCCAUGCAGAUCAAGGUCUUCUACAGUGCUGAUAGUAAGAGCGCCUUGCUGGAUGUCCAGCCCUCCGACACGGUCAAGGCGGUGAAGCAGAAGAUCAUCGCCCUCUACAGCCCACCGGACUGGGCCAACACGGCGCUUCUGUCCACCAAGGGCUCCACGGACUACUUGGAGAACAGGAAGAGGUUGGCGCAGUGCGGUGUCGAGGACGGUGCGAGCCUGAAAUUCGCGUACGCGAGGAACUUGAAUCUCAUGGAGAAGGUGGAGCUGAGCUGCCAGGGCGUCAAGACGGAGACGUACCAGCUGCCAGCGAUGUCCAUCAGUACUUUGCCCCCGCAGCUGGCAGCGUGAGGGUGCAGUUUCAUCCAAGAAAGACAAGAUAUGGGACA
Messenger RNA from Effrenium voratum, 449 nucleotides. The record is from the annotation of a GenBank genome assembly. Lineage: Eukaryota; Dinophyceae; Suessiales; Symbiodiniaceae.